Molecule: messenger RNA, 3495 nt
Organism: Paraphaeosphaeria sporulosa
Lineage: Eukaryota; Fungi; Ascomycota; Dothideomycetes; Pleosporales; Didymosphaeriaceae
Product: intracellular beta-galactosidase BgaD
Exons: 3
Coding region: 214-3333 (1039 amino acids)
Biological process (GO): lactose catabolic process
Cellular component (GO): beta-galactosidase complex
Molecular function (GO): carbohydrate binding; beta-galactosidase activity
Source: RefSeq, a predicted model, not a curated record
GCCAAGUUUUCUUUACGGCGUUUCCCUGACACACUGGAUGGCCUCAUGCUCGAACUGAGCCUCGUGGCGACCCGUGUCGGUCGGCUGACCACUUCGGGCUAGUGCCAUUGUGGGGUGGAGGGGUAGCUUCGAAACCACUUAACAGCCAACGCCAACACCUCACGGAGCAGUGCGAUUCCCCUCGACAUUUGAAUUACAGAAUCGCAGCACAACAUGGCUACAAUUAGCGGCGUCAAGCCUGAAAGUCGUCCGGACUGGAACAACCACAAAGUUCUACACAAGAACACGCUGCCUGUGCGAGCGUACUUCCACAACUACACCUCCGAAUCGGAUGCUCUUUCACGCGAUGUGAGCAAGUCCAAGACGCACAGCCUGUCGGGCACGUGGAAGUUUCAUUUCGCCAAUUCCCCCUUCGAAGCUGUUGAGGGCUUCGAAGUCUCCUCCUUCGACACCUCGUCAUGGAGCGACAUCGCCGUGCCCGGCAUGUGGAAUCUGCAGGGAUUCGGGAAAGGCCCGCAGUACACAAACGUCAAGUAUCCCAUCCACGUCGACCCUCCAAAUGUUCCGUUCUACGAUAACGAGACUGGAUCGUACGUGAGGAAAUUCUCCGUCCCCAAAGAGUUCAAGAAUGACCAGAUCCGAUUGAGGUUCGAGGGUGUGGAUUCUUCAUACCAUGUGUGGGUCAACGGUAAACAGGUGGGGUACUCUCAAGGUAGCCGCAACCCAGACGAGUUCGAUAUCACAGACUUUGUCGAUCUGGAUAAAGAAAAUACGCUUGCGGUAAGGGUCUAUCAAUGGUGCGACGGGACGUAUAUCGAAGACCAAGACCAGUGGUGGCUGAGCGGCAUCUUCCGAGACGUGUUUUUGGUCGCGUUUCCCAAGAAGUCCCGUGUUGAGAACCUGCACGUGCAAACGUUGCUGGAUUCUUCCUACAAAGACGCGGAGCUCAAAGUCAGCCUCGAAACAACAGGCCUCGGCGGUGUCAGCCUCAAACUGUUCGAUGCUGACAAGAAACCUGUCACCAGCGCGACGGCCAACGCAACCAGUGAAAGUAGCAGCAAAUGGACCAUUUCCAUUCGCGGCCAAAACCCCCACAAGUGGACUGCGGAGACGCCCUAUCUGUACCACCUAAUCAUCGCGCUCGACGACAACCAGUUCAUUCCCAUUCGCGUAGGGUUCCGCCAAGUUGAAAUCAAAGACGGCCUGCUCAAGGUCAACGGCAAGCGUAUCUGUUUCCGGGGCACUAAUCGUCACGAACAUCACCCAAAGUUCGGUCGUGCCGUUCCUUUGGAAUUCCUCAAGCACGACUUGCUAACCAUGAAGCGUCACAACAUCAAUGCUAUUAGGACUUCGCAUCAAUUGAACGAUCCACGACUGUUGGGGCUCGCUGACGAGAUGGGUUUCUGGAUGAUUGAUGAAGCAGAUCUCGAAUGCCACGGCUUCGAGAUGGUAGCUGACGCACUUCUCAACAAGCAGGAGCGCGAGCUCCCGUUCGCUGAACGCCAGAUGCUGACUCGGGGUGGAGCUGCCAAAUGGACGACAGAUAACCCUGAGUGGAGGGAUGCUUAUAUUGACCGCGCAGAGCACUUGAUCAAGCGCGAUCAGCUCCACCCAUCCGUCAUCAUCUGGAGUCUCGGAAACGAAGCCUUCUUCGGGCAGAACUUCAAGGAGAUGUACAAGCAUAUCAAAGAUUACGACGAUAGUCGCCCCAUCCACUACGAGCCAGAUUACGAUGCCGAGACCAUGGACGUGUUCUCGCGGAUGUACUCACACCCCGAUUGGGUCGAUUGGUUUGGAAGAGAAGGAAGCAAGGAGAAGCCGCUCAUCCUUUGCGAAUUUAUCCACGCUAUGGGCAACGGACCCGGUAACAUCAAAGAAUACGUCGAUUUGUUCUACAAGUAUCCCUCUGUCCAGGGUGGCUUCGCAUGGGAGUGGGCGAACCAUGGUCUCUUAACGAAGGACAAGGAGACUGGCGACGAGUACUACGCUUAUGGCGGUGACUUUGGGGAGAAGGUCCACGACUCCACCUUUGUGAUGGACGGCCUACUAAAUUCCGACCACACCCCCAACCCGGGUCUUAUCGAAUACGCCAAGGCGAUCGAGCCGGUACAGCUUCUCCACAGCACCAGUUCCACUGCCACGUUCAUCAACAGAUACGAUUUUGUCACCCUGGACCACCUCACUCUCAACUGGCACGCCGUCAAUGAGGAAGGCGAUGAGACCUCCAAAGGCGAACUCAAGAUCCCAUCCGGCAUCGGUCCAGGCCAAGAUUUCUCCGUCGACCUCCCCAAAUUCAAGAGCGCCAAAUCCGAAACCGUCAUCCAUUUCACCUUCAAUCUGAAAGAAAGCACCAUCUCUCUCUCCAAGGGCUGGACCGUCGCCACAGGCGAAGCCAUCGUACACCCUUCGCAAGCCAUCCACGCGCCGCCGUCCUCCGACAAAGACCUAAAAGUCACCACACCUUCCCCGAAUGAAUUGCAUAUUGAAGCUGGUGACUCCAAAUGGAUCUUCAACACACUCUACGGCCACCUGGCUUCCUGGACCAAGCACAGGCAGGAACUGAUCACGACCCCGCCCACCCUCUCCAUCAACCGCGCGCAAACAGACAACGACAAGCCCCAAGACGGCUGGAACUGGCACGACCGACUUGUGCACCUGGCCCAGCCCUACACACGCAAAGUGUCCUAUGACCAGCCCGACAGCAAGACCCUCGCCGUCACAGUAACCCAGCAGAUAAUCCCUCCUGUGCUCUCUUGGUCCAUCGACAUCACCACCGUGUACACGUUUUCCAGCGUGGGCAGCGUGCAGGCACACGUGAAGGGCGUGCCGACGGGGCUGAACCUGCCGGACAGCCUGCCGCGCAUCGGCUUUGUGUUGGAAAUGCCGCACGCGUUCCAGGCCGUGGAGUGGUUCGGCCGCGGGCCCGGCGAAUCCUAUCGCGACAGCAAGUUCGCGCAGCACACCGCGCUCCACCGCGCCUCCUCCAUCGACGCGCUCUGGACCGACUACGAAGUACCCCAAGAGUCUUCCAACCGGACCGACACGCGCUGGGUCAAACUCUCGUCCUCCGAGAAAAAGGAGGUUAGUCUGCUUGCGCAGUUCAUCAGCGGGAAGGAGAGAAAGCUGUUCGACUUCCAAGCAACUCACUACCGCAUCGACGACGUGGCGGGCUCGGACCAUCCGUACAAGUUGCACAAGAAGAAGAGGGAGGAGGUGGUGUUGCGGCUGGAUGCGGUGCAUCACGGGCUGGGGACGGGGAGUUGUGGGCCGAAGACGUUGCCGGCGUAUAGGCUCGAGACGAGGGAGUUUGAGUUUGAGGUGUUGCUGCAGUAGAGUGCAGGCGAGGCAGACUGGCAUAGCAUAUUUGAGGGCUCAUUUCAUCCGUAGUACGUGCGUAUGUUUGUUUGGUGAUCGAAUCACAAGUUGAAUGCGAGGAUUGCGGCCCAGAUCUCGGAGUCAAUGGUAGCAUUGCGAUCGUCUCUGUUCUUAGCCUGG